Molecule: messenger RNA, 834 nt
Organism: Postia placenta MAD-698-R-SB12
Lineage: Eukaryota; Fungi; Basidiomycota; Agaricomycetes; Polyporales; Adustoporiaceae
Exons: 3
Coding region: 1-834 (277 amino acids)
Cellular component (GO): nucleus
Source: RefSeq, a predicted model, not a curated record
AUGUCUAUCAAUCUCGACGCACUCGAGCCCCAAAUCCGGGAGAUCCUCACUGCACCAGGAAUUGACCUGUCGACCAUUAGCGCGAGGCGUGUCCGCAAGCAACUCCUGGAGGUGGACACGUCCUUGACUGCUGAUUCCUUAAAGGAAAACAGAGAGAAGAUCGACGAACUUAUUGCAAACAUAUAUGAGCAAGUGAGCGCCGAGGCGAGCCGCGGCGGCUCGGACGAGGGGGAGUCAGGCAGCAGCGGAAAGCCUAAGAGGAAGCGGGCAAAGGUCGAAGACAUGGACGUUGAUGAUGGCGAGGAGGAGGGGGAGGAGGAAGAUGACGAUGAGACGCGUCCAGCCAAGGCCAAGAAAGGGCGGAAGAACAAGGCAUUAACGGAUGAGGAGUUGGCUCGACAAUUGUCCGAGGAAAUCAACAGCCGUUCUCGGAGCUCCAGAGCAACAAGUACGAGGGGAACGAGGGGAAAGGGCGGCGCGAAGCGAGGAGGCAAGCGUGGGGCGAAAAGCGCAGCUACAGUGGACUCGGACGGUGAGGGUGCUGGCGAGGAGGGCGAGGUCAAGAAGAAGCGGCGCGGCGGAGGCUUUACUAAGGAAUAUGUAUUGAGCGAACCUCUCGCUGCCGUCAUUCAUCAGGAAAAGCUGUCACGACCGCAAGUCGUGAAACAGUUAUGGGACUAUAUCAAGAGUAACAACUUGCAGAACCCUGAUUACAAGAAGGAAAUUCUUUGUGAUGAGAAGCUCAAGGCAGUCUUUAACGUCGAUAAGAUCGACAUGUUCAAGAUGAACAAGGUUUUGGGACAGCAUCUCUCAGCACCAGAACCCGAGUCAUAG